AUGGCGCUCAAUUCAAUGAGCAGCAACCAUGCCCAGCAUGCCCAGGCCUCUCUGCCUUCGCUGCCCGCCCACCUGCAAUCCGACACUCACUUGACCGCCCAUCUCGCGAGCCGCUUCCACGCCCACUUGGCCACCGCCCAGCUCUCUUCCCACGCCAUCGUUUCCCUCAAUACUUACACCUCGUCCGCAAGAGGUCCUGAUGGCGGGCGCGAAGGCAGUGCCAUGGCCGCCACCCAAGAUCUUGCCAAAAGAGCUUGGGCUAGGCUCGGCCACCGCAGCGAAAACCAGACCAUUGUCUUUCUUGGUGAAUCUGGCUCUGGAAAGACGACCCUCCGUUGCCAUCUCCUGUCUUCCCUCCUCUCCUUCUCCUCCACUCCGCUGUCCGCCAAGCUGUCUUAUGCUUCUUUCGUCUUUGAUUCCUUGACGAGCACCAAGUCUGUCACCACACCUAUUGCUUCGAAGUCUGGUCUUUACCUUGAGCUCCAAUAUGAUACCAGCGCGACCUCACAUCCCACUUUGAUUGGUGGUAAGAUUCUGGAUCACAGGCUGGAGCGGAGUAGGAUAGCAACUGUUCCCACUGGAGAACGCAGCUUCCACAUCCUAUACUAUCUGUUGGCCGGCACGAGUCCGGCGGAGAAGGAACACCUUGGUCUGGAAACCGCUGGACACCUUGGCGAGGCCGGAAACAGGCUGUCGACAGGUGGGCAGAAGAGGUGGCGAUACCUUGGACAUCCCACUCAGCUUAAAGUCGGUAUCAACGAUGCCGAUGGAUUCCAGCAGUUCAAGAAUGCCCUCAGGAAGCUCGAAUUUCCUCGCAGCGAUAUUGCGGAGAUUUGUCAGGUGCUGGCUGCCAUCCUUCACAUCGGCCAGCUUGAAUUCACCACGGGGAAGUCUACCACGCCAACCGCAGAAGACAGCGGCGGAUACUCCCAUGAAGGUGGCGCAGAUGUGACCAUCGUCAAGAACAAGGAGACACUGGCAAUUGUCGCGGCGUUCAUGGGCGUAAGCCCUGAGCAAUUGGAGACCAGUCUAGGCUACAAGUCGAAGACUCUUCAUCGCGAACGUGUAACGGUAAUGCUCGAUCCUAAGGGUGCACGUGUUAACGCGGAUGAACUCUCCCGUACUCUGUACUCCUUACUCGUUGCGUAUGUUAUGGAGCAUAUCAACCAAAGGAUAUGCGCAAUGGAAGACUCUGUCGGCAACACCAUCUCGAUUGUGGACUUCCCCGGUUUCUCUCAGGUGUCGCAAACCGGAUCAGUCCUCGACCAGCUACUCAACAACGCUGCUUCGGAGUGCCUGUACAACUUCUGCUUGCAGAGCUUCUUUGAGAGGCAAGAGGAGUUCCUGUCUGCGGAAGAAGUCAGUAUUCCUCAAACAAGCUACUUUGACAACUCCGAUGCGGUCAAAGGCCUUUUGAAGCCUGGAAAUGGUAUUUUGAGCAUCCUGGACGACCAAAUGAGACGUGGAAAGACCGACAUCCAAUUCUUGGAGAGUUUGGGUAAGCGCUUCGGACAGAAGAACCCAGCCGUUGCUGUUGGGAGCGCUACGGCCAAGCUCCCCGGUAGCAAUUUCGCUACUCACAACGCUGCGGCCUCAUUCACAGUGAAACACUUCGCUGGUGAGGUGGACUACCCCGUCGACGGUUUGAUGGAGGAGAACGGUGAGAUCAUCUCGGGCGAUCUUCUCAAUCUUGUCAACAACACUCGGAGCGACUUUGUCCGUGAGCUCUUUGGACAAGAUGCUCUCAACACUGUCGUCCAUCCGAAGGAAAGAACCGCCGUUGUUCAAGCCUCUGUCAGUUCGAAGCCUACCCGCAUGCCAAGUAUGGCCAAGAGGAACGGAGGAAUCGGACGGUUUGGUUCUAAGAGGAUUACCGGAGACGACACCGACGAUGACACUCGCAGCGAAAGGUCACGCGGGAACAAGCGCAAAUCGACUGCCGGCAAACAACAAGGUGCUGCUGGUCAAUUCCUUGCUUCGCUUGAAAGCAUCACCAAAUCUUUGGCCGCCGCGGAAACCAACCCCUAUUUCAUUUUCUGCCUGAAGCCUAACGAUCGGCGCAUUGCCAACCAGUUUGACAGCAAGUGCGUCAGGUCCCAGGUUCAGUCGUUGGGUAUUGCAGAGAUCAGUCAGCGCCUCAGAAAUGCCGAUUUCAGCCUCUUCUUGCCUUUCGGUGAAUUCCUUGGCCUCGCAGAAGCAGACAACGUUGUUGUUGCUAGCGAACGCGAACGAGCCGAGAUGAUACUGGACGAGAAGGGGUGGCCCUCGAAUGAAGCCAGGGUGGGCGCGACUGGAGUUUUCAUCAGUGAACGAUGCUGGCUUGAGAUGGCGGGCGUCGCAGAUGUCGUCCCUGCUGGUGGUCGAUACAUGGGCAUGGACGCUGACUCCGAAGCCGGAGACGGACUGCUCACACCUGGCGACGCUCGUAGAGGAUACGGCGACUCCAGGGUGCAAUUGCUCUCAUCUCAAACACCUUCUCCCGGCGGCGCCUUCGAUGACAAAGCAAGUUACUUCGGUAGCCGAGAACUCGACGCCCGGUCUGAAGCUGGCGCGUCCGCUGUCAACGGAGACAUGUUCCACAAUCUUGAGACUAGGGAGCAAAUGGCUGAAAAGGGCAAUGAGGUCAAAAUGGAAGAGAUCGAUACGCACAAAGAUUCCGCCAGCCGUAAAAGGUGGGUGGGUCUCGUCUGGACCCUGACAUGGUGGAUUCCGGAUAUCCUCAUCCGGAAGUUUGGUAAAAUGCCACGCCCAGAUGUCCGGAUGGCGUGGAGGGAGAAGUUCGCCAUCAACAUGCUGAUCUGGUUGGCCUGUGCAUUCGUCAUGUUUUUCAUGAUUGGCUUUCCCGAACUUAUCUGUCCUACUCAACACGUCUACUCAUCAUCGGAACUCACGUCCUAUGAUGGCAAAGGUGACAACGACGCUUAUAUCGCGAUUCGCGGCAUUGUCUACGAUCUGGGCGCGUUCAUACCCGUCCAUUACCCGAAUCUUGUUCCAGAAAAGUCUUUGAAGAAGUACGCGGGCAAGGAUGCUACGAGUCUCUUCCCUGUUCAAGUCUCCGCUCUCUGUAACGGCACGAAGGGGUCAAUCGAUCCCUCCGUUCAACUCAACUACAAAAGCCACAACUACUCUUCGAGCGACAACACCGUUAGUACCAACGACAACAACGCCAAAUAUCACGAUUUCAGGUGGGCUACUAACGACAGCCGGCCUGAUUGGUUUUGGGAGCAACAAACCUAUCUGAAGUCCAACUACAUGAAAGGCAGGCUUGGUUACAGCUCCCAGUACGUCAAGACUCUGGCAGACAAGCAGAACACGGUUGCUAUCCUUGAUGACAAGGUCUAUGAUUUCACUGAGUAUCUCGUUGGUGGUCGUACGCCCGAAUUCCCCCCCGGCUACAAAGGCGAUAAAACCGGAAUCGACUCAGACUUCAUGGACACGGAUCUGGUGGAGCUUUUCCGGAGUAAAUCUGGAGACGAUAUCACCAAGUUUUGGCAAGCGUUGCCAUACGACGCGUCCAUGAGAGAAAACAUGAAAAACUGCUUGGAUGGCCUCUUCUACAUCGGCGAAGUAGACACUCGAAACUCAACACGCUGUCUCUUCGCAAAGUGGUUGUUGAUGGCAAUUUCUAUUGUGCUUGUCAGUGUUGUCGGUUUCAAGUUCUUUGCUGCCCUGCAAUUCGGAGGGAAAAACAUACCAGAGAACCUCGACAAGUUCAUCAUCUGUACUGUUCCUGCAUACACCGAAGACGAGGAUUCGCUGCGCCGUGCCAUUGACUCUGCCGCUCGGAUGAGAUACGACGAUAAGCGCAAACUUCUGUUCAUCGUCUGCGAUGGUAUGAUUAUCGGUCAAGGCAACGACAGGCCGACACCCAGGAUUGUUCUCGACAUUCUCGGAGUCUCCGAGCACGUUGAUCCAGAGCCGCUAAGCUUCGAAAGUUUGGGCGAAGGCAUGAAGCAACACAACAUGGGCAAAAUCUACUCUGGUUUGUAUGAAGUUCAAGGUCACAUUGUUCCCUUUAUCGUGGUAGUCAAGGUCGGCAAGCCUUCCGAGGUUUCAAGGCCCGGUAACCGUGGUAAGCGUGACUCUCAGAUGGUUCUCAUGCGCUUCCUGAGUCGGGUGCAUUACAACCUGCCUAUGACACCUAUGGAACUCGAAAUGCACCAUCAAAUAAGAAACAUUAUCGGAGUCAAUCCCACGUUCUAUGAGUUCUUGCUACAGAUCGAUGCCGACACAGUCGUCGCUCCGGAUUCAGCUACUCAAAUGGUCGCCUCAUUCCUCCACGAUACCCGCUUGAUCGGUCUCUGUGGUGAAACGGCUCUUUCCAACGCCAAGUCAUCCUUCGUUACCAUGAUGCAGGUCUACGAGUACUAUAUCUCGCACAACCUUAUCAAGGCCUUCGAAAGUCUGUUUGGUUGCAUCACUUGUUUGCCUGGUUGUUUCAGUAUGUACCGCAUUCGAGCCGCAGAAAGUGGAAAGCCCCUCUUCGUCAGCAAGGAAAUCAUCGAAAGCUACUCGGUCGUGCGCGUCGACACACUGCACACCAAGAAUUUGCUCCACCUGGGAGAAGACAGAUUCUUGACCACACUGCUCCUGAAGUUCCACUCCGAGUACAAGACGAAGUACAACAUGCGCGCACAUGCCUGGACCAUCGCACCCGAUAGCUGGGAGGUUUUCAUGUCGCAACGUCGUCGCUGGAUCAACUCGACUGUCCACAACCUUGUCGAGCUCAUUCCUCUCCAGCAACUGUGCGGUUUCUGCUGCUUCAGUAUGCGCUUUGUCGUCUUCCUGGAUUUACUGAGUACAAUCGUUCAACCCGUUAUCAUUGGGUAUCUUGCCUACAUGAUUGUUCGGUUGGCACAGAAACCGGAUACUGUGCCCGUCAUGACGUUCAUCCUUCUCGCCGCCGUCUACGGUCUGCAAGCCAUCAUCUUCAUUCUGCGUCGUAAGUGGGAAAUGGUUGGUUGGAUGAUUAUUUACAUCAUCGCGACGCCCGUCUUCUCAUGCGGUCUCCCGCUAUACUCUUUCUGGUUCAUGGAUGACUUUUCCUGGGGUAACACUCGUGUCGUUACUGGCGAAAAGGGUCAGAAGGUCGUCGUCUCGGACGAGGGCAAAUUUGAUCCCAACAGCAUUCCCAAGAAGAAGUGGGAGGAGUACCAGGCCGAGCUCUGGGAGGCCCAGACUCAGCGCGACGACCGUUCCGAGUACUCCGGCAUCUCCUAUGGCACCAAAUCUUUCUAUGGCGCGGGUGCUGCUCCUGCCUCAGAAUAUGGUUAUCCCCCUUCCCGCCCCAUGUCUCAGCUCGACAUUCCACGCUACGGAUCGCGCAUGUCCGUUGCGCACUCCAACUACGGCUACGGUGGCGACAUGGAGAUGGCUGAUCUGCAAGGCGGUUCAAUGCCAUCGGACGAUACCAUCCUUGCUGAGAUCAGAGACAUUCUGAGAACCGCCGACUUGAUGAACGUCACAAAGAAGAGUAUCAAGGCGGAACUAGAGCGUAGAUUCGGCAUCUCGAUGGAUGCGAAGCGGGCAUUCAUUGGCAGUGCUACUGAGGCUAUUUUGAGCGGUCAAUUGUAA
Molecule: messenger RNA, 5574 nt
Organism: Aplosporella prunicola CBS 121167
Lineage: Eukaryota; Fungi; Ascomycota; Dothideomycetes; Botryosphaeriales; Aplosporellaceae
Product: glycosyltransferase family 2 protein
Exons: 4
Coding region: 1-5574 (1857 amino acids)
Cellular component (GO): cell periphery; myosin complex; cell septum
Molecular function (GO): cytoskeletal motor activity; ATP binding; chitin synthase activity
Source: RefSeq, a predicted model, not a curated record